This is a messenger RNA of Pneumocystis jirovecii RU7, 918 nucleotides long. RefSeq lists its product as uncharacterized. Bases 1 to 918 code for a protein of 305 amino acids. Gene Ontology annotation, cellular component: catalytic step 2 spliceosome; Prp19 complex; post-mRNA release spliceosomal complex. The record is from RefSeq and is a predicted model, not a curated record. The transcript is spliced from 5 exons. NCBI's taxonomy places the organism in Eukaryota, Fungi, Ascomycota, Pneumocystomycetes, Pneumocystales, Pneumocystaceae.
AUGGAAACUAAAGAAGAAUAUCAAGUGAGCAAAAAAAAACAGAAAAAAAAGCACUAUUUUAACUGUAAAAAGGGUUUUUGUAAAACAGAAAAUCAUAAAAAGGAAUUGUCUGAAAAAAAUGCUGAAAAAGAAUGUUUUGAUAUAAAAAGUAGAAUAGAAAAGUUUAGACAAUUGAGAUUAAGGAUGAGAGUUUCAGAAGAAGAAAAUCGGAAGGACUUAUUUAGUGAAUAUUGCCGUUUGAAAGAAGAUCCAAAGUUGGCAAAAAAAAUUGAAUUUAAACGUCAGAAUGCUGAAAAGAAACUUCAGAAACAAGAAACUAUAGAAAAAGGUGAAAAUUAUGAGAGAAAACGUGCAUGGGAUUGGUCUAUUGAGGAAUCAGAACGAUGGGAUCAAAGGAUGAAAGAAAAACAAGAAGCACGUGAUAAAUCUUUAUUUGCAGAUUAUACACAAGCAGCUCAACAUAGUUAUGAAAAAUUGAUGCGUAAAUUUAAACCAGAUUUAGAAGCAUAUGAAAAAGAACGGGCCAAAGUGAUAGGUGAUAAGGAAUCUUUAGAAGAAAAUUCGUCGGAUAUGUCAAAUACAUAUGAAUCGUUUUAUAGAGAUGCAAACUUUCUUGGGUUUGCAAAUAGCAAGCCAAGUAAGAAGGCAAUUGAUCGUCUUGUUGAUGAUCUCAAUAAACAGGAAGAAAUGAGGAAGAAGUCAAGAAGACGGUUUGAUCCUGAUAAUGAGGAUGUUAGCUAUAUGUAUGUUCUAAAAAAAUGGUUUAUUGUUAUAUUAAUCGGGAUGUUAGAAAUGAGAGAAAUGCGAAUUUUAAUAGAAAAAUUUCGAGAUUUUAUGAUAAAUAUACAAGAGAAAUUAGAGAAAGUCUUGAAAGGGGUGUUUAAAGAUAUGCUGGAAUUGCUUAUUACAAUAAUAUAG